Lodderomyces oxycetoniae is the source of this 201-nucleotide messenger RNA. RefSeq lists its product as uncharacterized. The annotation marks the transcript as partial. NCBI's taxonomy places the organism in Eukaryota, Fungi, Ascomycota, Pichiomycetes, Serinales, Debaryomycetaceae. The transcript has 2 exons. The record is from RefSeq and is a predicted model, not a curated record.
AUGUUCAAACCAUAUUCUUAAGAGCCAUUCCAAAAGGAGCCACCCCAAGAAGUGCCACCACAAGAGGUGCCAUCCCAAGAGGUGCCACCCCAAAAGGAGCCACCCCAAGAAGUGCCAUUCCAAGAGGAGCCACCCCAAAAGGAGCCACCCCAAGAAGAGCCAUUCCAAGAGGAGCCACGAUACCAGCGCUCCCACCACUAG